AUGUAUUAUCUGUCUGUUGUUAGCAGUUGUGCAAAAUUACAACAAAAGUUAAAAAGUCUUAAAAAGCAUAUUGAUUCUAUAACAAGACAAAUUACAGAAUUGAACAAUGAACGACAAGAGCUUCAAGCAGAAUAUGAUAAGUUGAAAUCCCAACUGCAAACAGUUCGUAUUCAAGAGAUUUCAAGAGAUUGUCAAAGUGCAUCGUCUGAGUAUGCUUCAACAAAAGCUACACCCAAGAUAUUCCCUUGGACAGAUGAAGUGAAUCGUGUGAAGAAAGAAAUUUUUGGCAUUUCUGAAUUUCGUCCUUUACAAAUUACAGCUAUUAAUGCUUUAUUAGAUGGUCGUGAUGUUAUCUUAGUCAUGCCUACAGGUGCUGGAAAAAGUUUAGUCUACCAAUUACCGGCACUACUUAAUCUCGAUGCAUUUAAAGUAGACGGACGAUGUUUUGGUUCAGUUACACUGGUGAUUAGUCCAUUAGUCUCUUUAAUGGUAGAUCAAUCGAUCAAUUUAACAAAAUAUGGUCUUGAGCCAGAUACAAUCGCUGUUUUGGAUGCAAGUACACCAUUACCAGAACAACGUAGAAUUCUUUCAUUGCUUGCAGAGAAACCGUUGAAAUCCCAACUGCAAACAGUUCGUAUUCAAGAGAUUUCAAGAGAUUGUCAAAGUGCAUCGUCUGAGUAUGCUUCAACAAAAGCUACACCCAAGAUAUUCCCUUGGACAGAUGAAGUGAAUCGUGUGAAGAAAGAAAUUUUUGGCAUUUCUGAAUUUCGUCCUUUACAAAUUACAGCUAUUAAUGCUUUAUUAGAUGGUCGUGAUGUUAUCUUAGUCAUGCCUACAGGUGCUGGAAAAAGUUUAGUCUACCAAUUACCGGCACUACUUAAUCUCGAUGCAUUUAAAGUAGACGGACGAUGUUUUGGUUCAGUUACACUGGUGAUUAGUCCAUUAGUCUCUUUAAUGGUAGAUCAAUCGAUCAAUUUAACAAAAUAUGGUCUUGAGCCAGAUACAAUCGCUGUUUUGGAUGCAAGUACACCAUUACCAGAACAACGUAGAAUUCUUUCAUUGCUUGCAGAGAAACCGGUCAGUUGGUUUUUUAAAAUUAUUAUUAUACCAAUAAAAAAGAGAUCUCGUCUACGUCUACUCUAUGUAACACCAGAGAAAUUGGCUAAAAGUAAAUUGUUGUUGAAUCGUUUAGAGUUGGCUUAUACCACUCAUCGACUGGCGUGUAUUGCUAUCGAUGAAGUUCAUUGUGCUAGUCAAUGGGGUCAUGAUUUUCGACCAGAUUAUAAAUUUCUACAUGUUCUGCGUCGACAAUUUCCCAGUGUACCAAUUAUCGGGUUGACAGCGACAGCAUCAGCUCAAGUUAUUGUAGAUGUGCAGAAUAUGCUGGGUAUUAAUAUUGAUAAGUGCUUAGUCCUCAGAACUAGUUAUAAUCGAGAAAAUCUGAAUUAUUACUUGGAAAAGAUCAAUGCUCUUGAAAAACAGUUUUCUGAUCAUCUGUCAAAUUGUACACCUUCUUCACGGUGUACACAGCGGUCUAUAGGUUGUCAGGUACCUCCGAAAUCAAAACCUUCGGGUUUUCUGUUGUCAAGUCCAAAGCAUUCAGUCACUAUAUCGUCUGACAUGAGUGAUGUCUGUUCUUCCUCUUCAAGCAGUAGUGGCGCAAUACAAUGUCUCCAAAGAGCAUCCACUUCAGUGGACGAGGAUACAUCAAAAAUGUCUAAGAAACUUGAGAUUCAAAAAUGUCAGGCUGCCAACUCACCUUCCUCUCAAAGGUAA
Trichobilharzia regenti is the source of this 1776-nucleotide messenger RNA. The record is from the annotation of a GenBank genome assembly. NCBI's taxonomy places the organism in Eukaryota, Metazoa, Platyhelminthes, Trematoda, Strigeidida, Schistosomatidae.